UUAAGAAAUGAAAAGGGGGUACCUUUUGGAAUUGUUUAACAUUCAGUUUAGUUGCCUUGUUUUUUGUUUUUCUUUUCAGUCUGACUGUACAGUGUAGCUUUGCACUGACUCAAAUGACACAAGUGGGCAUCAGGGUUCAGCAAAGUAAAGCUGAGUUCCUAUCAACACUGAAGAACAAAGGAAGUCUAAGGACUGAAAUGAGGUUUGCCAAAGAUUCCUCUUACAUAUCUUUUCAUUCCUCGAAUGACCCUCCAACAGUGACUGAGCUUGGCCAGCCUGUGUAUGUGGAGGUGUUUGUAAAACAUGAAGACAACAACUUGAUGUUGCUGCUGGAGGAUUGCUGGGCUACACCAACUGGAGACCCACAUCAUCCACAAAGAUGGAAUCUGCUCAUCAAAGGGUGUCCUUUCACUGGUGAUAGCCACACAACUGUUGUGCUGCCAGUUUCCAGUCGGAUACCAUAUCCUACCCUUCGGAAAUGGUUUGUUGUGAAGUUGUUCUCCUUUGUGAAGCCUCCAACAUUUGAAAACUUGGUUUAUUUUCAUUGUAACACAGAGAUUUGUAAGGGAACAAAUUGCUUGCAGCCCUGCAGCAAUGGGAAACGUAAACAAAGAAGAAUCCUACAAUGGGCAGGCCAGAGGAUUUUCCCCAGUGUAGUCUCAGGUGGACCUAUUUUGUAUUUCCUGUAAAUGAGCGGUAAUAUGAAUUAAACUAUAUUCGCCCCCCAUUCUCUUCAUAUUAAAAAACUGUUGACUUAAACCUUUUAGAUGUGGGCUGUUAAAACUAAAAUGUUUUGUGCAAUUCUGCAAAAGAACAUUAACGUGUUUAUUAAUUUGAUCACUUUAAAAAAAUGUCACCCUUUUUUUAACAGUCAUUUAGUAAUUUGCG
Molecule: messenger RNA, 888 nt
Organism: Melanotaenia boesemani (Boeseman's rainbowfish)
Lineage: Eukaryota; Metazoa; Chordata; Actinopteri; Atheriniformes; Melanotaeniidae
Product: zona pellucida sperm-binding protein 4-like
Exons: 6
Coding region: 114-689 (191 amino acids)
Biological process (GO): binding of sperm to zona pellucida; prevention of polyspermy
Cellular component (GO): egg coat
Molecular function (GO): structural constituent of egg coat; acrosin binding
Source: RefSeq, a predicted model, not a curated record